GUGGGCGGGCCUUCUUCCACGCACAGGGGAGACCCCAUAAAAUCCACCAAACAGACACGGCCCAUUCAAAUUCUGCGAGCGACUCGUGCCACCAAGCCGACCGGUCGACCGGUGCCGUAGCAUUUUGGAAUCGACCGACAGCAACGUCGACUAGGGACCCGGGAGCCGCAAGCAAUUGUCAUAGAAGAACAGACGCAUACCUAGGUAUAUACACAUACAUACACCUUCGAUUACGAGCCUGUGGCUGUUGUAGCAGCGUGAGUGACGGACGACCUGGACCUGGCCAACUUCAACACCACCUUCCAGCCGACACCAGUCGCCCACCAUGGCAGCCUCGCAAGGCGAUGAUUAUAUCCUCACCCUGUCCUGUCCGGACAAGCCGGGCAUCGUCCACUCAGUCACCGGCGUCUUCGCCGCCAACAAUGUCAACAUCAUAGACCUCCAGCAGUUCUCCGACCCCGUCUCCAACAAGUUCUUCAUGCGCGUCCACUUUGGGCCCACGCCGUCGGUAGACACCCUCACUGCGCCCUUCCAAGCCUUGGCCGCCGAGCUUCAGAUGGACUACGAGAUCCGGCCCGUGGCGCAAAAGACCCGCGUGCUCAUCAUGGUGUCCAAGAUCGGGCACUGCCUCAACGACCUGCUGUUCCGGGCCAAGACGGGCCAGCUGCGGAUCGAGGUCCCCGUCAUCGUGUCGAACCACCCCGAGUUCGAGUCCCUGGCCAGGAGCUACGGCAUCGAGUUCCACCACCUCCCCGUCACCAAGGACACCAAGUCGCAGCAGGAGGGCCAGAUACUCGAGCUGGUGCGCAAGCACAACAUUGAGCUGGUCGUCCUGGCCCGCUACAUGCAGGUCUUGUCACCUAUGCUGUGCGCGGCCAUGAGCGGGAAGAUCAUCAACAUCCACCACAGCUUCCUGCCAUCCUUCAAGGGAGCCAAGCCAUACCACCAGGCCUACGAGCGCGGCGUCAAGAUCAUCGGUGCGACGGCACAUUUCGUCACGGCCGACCUGGACGAGGGCCCCAUCAUCGAGCAGCGUGUGGCCCGCGUCGACCACAGCAUGAGCCCGAAGGAUCUAGUCGAGGAAGGCUCCAAUGUUGAAAGCCAGGUUCUAGCGGCUGCGGUGAAAUGGGUCGCUGAGAGGAGGGUGUUCCUCAACAUCACGAAGACGGUAGUCUUCAACUAAACGGGCACAGCGGCAACUGUGAGAAUCAACCAACGAUUGCUAUUCCAUAGAAGGUUGCGGGUUAGAGUUACAAAAAGCCCGACUCAGUAAUAUUCAUCCCCAUCGUGCAGCCUCGAGAAUAUCCAAGGCUUCUGCCAUUAUCUAUAGACAAGUCCUCCGUCACCAAGAACGACCAAGAAGUACCGGCUGCUAAGAAUGGCGCUGUGCCACAUGAGGCCCGUGUAGUGAGCCCGGCAACUCGGCGGGAGGGCGGUACGCGGGCAUCUCAGGAGGGACAUAACCUGAUGACAGCUCCGACGCGCUUGGCACGGCCUCCUCCUGGUUGUGCUGUUUUGAGAACAUCAUCGUGUGGCUCGUCGGCUGCGCAUGGUUAUGAGCACGUGCCCUGCUGCGCCUUCUGAGGGUGAAGAUUGUCAUUGCUAUAGCGAAGAGGACCACGACUCCAGCGAUGACAGCCCCAGCCAAGGCUCCUGCUGAAAUAGAGCUGCUGCUUGAAGCUGGAGCCGAACUCCAUCUGGAAGCCGUGGGGUUAGGGGGGCUCUGAGCUGCGUCCAUCCGAUCCUGGCUCCUCCAAUUGAUUUGGAUCAUGGGUGCCGCGAUGAGAAGGCUGGACAAUGUUGCUGUUGACGUAUUCUGGGCGUUAGUGCUCGUGUAGGGGAUCGGAAACGUUCCAUAGUUUGACGAGACGAAGCUGCCUCCAGAGCAACUGGCCGUUAGUACCGGCUCAAAGGCGGUCGAGACGCAAGUCUAGAAACUUCCGAACUUCGCACAACUGAAGCCACUUUAUAUAGAGAACGGAAAUUCACAUACC
Diaporthe batatas is the source of this 1994-nucleotide messenger RNA. RefSeq lists its product as uncharacterized. The transcript has a single exon. Bases 326 to 1183 code for a protein of 285 amino acids. Gene Ontology annotation, molecular function: formyltetrahydrofolate deformylase activity. NCBI's taxonomy places the organism in Eukaryota, Fungi, Ascomycota, Sordariomycetes, Diaporthales, Diaporthaceae. The record is from RefSeq and is a predicted model, not a curated record. Gene Ontology annotation, biological process: 'de novo' IMP biosynthetic process.